This is a messenger RNA of Durusdinium trenchii, 2253 nucleotides long. The record is from the annotation of a GenBank genome assembly. Lineage: Eukaryota; Dinophyceae; Suessiales; Symbiodiniaceae.
AUGGAUGAGCACAACCGCUUGGAAGUCGCCUUCAAGAGCAUCGUGCAGAAGCGAGAGGACCUGAUUGUGAAGAAGCUGAACAUGUCGGUAAGUUCCCUCAUGCGAAUCUACGAAAUCAUGGACUUCAAGAAGCAGCUUGAAGCCACGACUGACAAGAAGCAGAACAAGUUUGCACUCGCUGAGUACUACAAGCAGGUUAAGCUUGCAGAGACCAGUGAAGAUGUGUCAGUUGCCUUCAUUGAAGUCGCCUCCAUGCUUUUCACUUCCCUGCUCAGCUCCAACCGCAUCCAGGCUAUUCUUUUCCAGUUGGACCAAAUGGCAGUCAACCCUUUGGAUUCUGUCUACAAACUCCGUGAGGUGGCAGUACAGUGCGAGAAGAAGGAGAACUUGAUGCAUUGGGUCCUAUCUCUUCUUGCUGAUUGGUGGUUCCUCACCGACAACAAGGACGCAAUCCCAAUUCGUUCACUGAAAGAAAGCGCUGGAGGAAACGUGUCCCUCAUCAAACUGAUGCUCUUCAAGAAGCAGCUACGUGACAAACUUUUGAGAAUGAUGGAGUCAGAGUUUCCAGCAUGGGAGAGCUCGAUCAAGGGAGAGAUCCGAGGAUUGGUUGAAUCAGUUGAAGCUUGUCGCGCAAAACUAGGCUACUUUGACAGCGACGAUGUCAAGAAGACCUAUGAACCUCGUGGGAGUUGGCCUGAGUCAGCGGACCUCUGGCUGCUGGCCUUCGAGACGCUGGUUUAUGGCUAUGAGCAUGACGAAAUGAUUCGGACCCAGCUUAAGAAUCGUCGAGGUGUUGAAGACAUCCUUGACCAUGGCGACAUCAAGCAUUACAUCGAGAAGGCGAAGGGGGCCUACCAGAAGGAAACCUGUCCACCUUCCGAAGUGGAUGAGGAGGCCAAGAACAACAUGGAAUGUGAAGCUGCUGCAGUGGCUGAAGAGAUGAGCGUGUUGCAGAACCUGUCACAGGCUGAAAACCUUCUACGCAGCUUCAAGCCCAGCAAUGAUGAGGAGGCAGAGAAGAUGCACAAAAUUAGAGCCGCCGUUCGUGUUGCCGAGAGGCGUGCUGCCGGUCAAGUGACCUUGUGCGUGGACUCCCCUGACUGUGAUGACCUAGAAUCACAGCUCAAAAGCUUGAUGGCCACAAAGGUUCGGGGUGAUGUGGACAGCAAAUCUUAUGCCAUCAUCGUGUUUGAUGCCAAGACCUUGUGUGAAAGUGGAUCCCAAGGCAAGUACAGGCUGCCGCCGACAAGGCCUGCUCAGGUUCAACGCUUGUUGAACUCUGUCCUAUCAACCAGGGAGGAUGGUGACUUGGCUGAUGGCGAUGUCUUGAUGGCAUUGGAUGGUGGAAAGGACAAUGAUUGGUGCAGCAAGAACAUCAUCAAACACCUGCCAGGCAAGAAGUACGAGAUCAUGAAGCACGUCGUGACCUACACCUAUGACUCUGUCGAGAAGAAGAUGGAGCGAGCUUCAAAAAGUCCCCUGCAACUUUGUGAGACGGUGUCUUUUGUCACUACGGAACCCUUAGAGUUCAAAGUGCAAGCAAGAUUGGUCAGCUCUGGUAACACCAGGGGAAACGUGAUCGGCCCUUUGACUCAACCUUCAUGGGUGGAUGGCAGUGAGACUUGGCUUCUUCCCCUGCACGUGAAGCGCAGCGUCUUCGGGAAGGACAACAUGCCUUUGCCGGGAGGGGCGUGCCCUGUCCCACGUGACAAAGCGGAUGCCUUGAAGCACGAUGAACUUGUACCAGCCUUUUACCACGAGUCUCCACAAGUGCUGGCCGCUGAGCUUCACCAUUUCGUGCAAGGCCGCAUGGUAUUUGACCUCACUCCUGGAUCUUCUCAUUGGGGAUUGCAAUGCAUUCGGCUGCGAAUCCCCUACAUCGGGAUUUGCAUGACGGAGACGCACAGGGAUCUUUUGAUGAAGAAGCUUGUGAGCAGGACUCUCAGUGGCAUGGCAGACUCCAGCGAUGAGCACCUCUAUGACGCGAGCUUUGCGCAGGAACUGAAAGCUUUGUCGAACAGCACCGAUGCCGAUGAAGGAGGAACGACUGAGCCGAAGUCGAGAAAACGCGGAUCUGGAAAAGAUCCAGCCGGCCCCAAAACCAUCCCCAAAAAACUCAAAAAGGGAGAGCCACCCUCUUCAGGAGCAGGUCCUGCAGCUGAUAGUAGGGACGAGUUGCUGAAGAAGAUCGCGGCAGCUGCAGCUGAGUCUGGAGGGACUGAAGGUGAAGGGGACGCGGCCGCCAAAGAGUGA